Messenger RNA from Gymnodraco acuticeps, 861 nucleotides. RefSeq names its product UDP-glucose ceramide glucosyltransferase (gene ugcg). Gene Ontology annotation, biological process: glucosylceramide biosynthetic process. The record is from RefSeq and is a predicted model, not a curated record. Gene Ontology annotation, cellular component: membrane. Gene Ontology annotation, molecular function: ceramide glucosyltransferase activity. NCBI's taxonomy places the organism in Eukaryota, Metazoa, Chordata, Actinopteri, Perciformes, Bathydraconidae.
UGUUGCUACAGCGCUCCCCGGUUGGUCAGCUGACCGUCGGGCGGUCUGGUGACAUCAAGCCCGCAGUUUAGCACCGAGACCCGGACCCACAGAGACCCGGACCUACCACUGAGAUCCGGACCUACCACUGAGACCCGGACCCGACGAGAUCCGGACCCAUCACCGAGCCGGUCUCUGAGCCUCCUGACCCGGACCCGAGCCUCUCUGUGGAGCUCCUGAAACAAGCCGAGCUCUCCCCUCCCGGAGCCGGACCCACCUCUCUCUCUCCCCGAUCCUCGGCUCCCCUCCUCUGUCUCUCCCCAGUCCUCGGCUCCUCUCCUCGGCUCCCUUCCUCUGGUCUCUCCUUUCUCCGGCUCCUGGUCCUGGUCCUCGGCUCCUCGAUCCCCUCUCUCUCCUCGGGUCUCUCCCCUCCUCUGGUCCCCAUGUCGCUGCUGGAUCUGUGCCUGCAGGGCCUGGCCGUGUUCGGCUUCAUCCUGUUCGGCGUCCUGUGGCUCAUGCACUUCAUGUCCAUCAUCUAUGUACGUCUGCACUUGCACAGGAAGAGGUCGGAGGUCAAAGGUCAGAUGGCCGGAGUCUCUCUGCUCAAACCGCUGAAGGGCGUCGACCCCAACCUGAUCAGCAACCUGGAGACCUUCUUCACCCUGGACUACCCCAAGUACGAGGUGCUGCUGUGUGUUCAGGAUCAGGACGACCCCGCGGUGGAUGUGUGUAAGAAGCUUUUGGGGAAAUACCCCAACGUUGACGCCCGUCUGUUCAUCGGGGGGAAGAAAGUUGGAAUCAACCCCAAGAUCAACAACCUGAUGCCGGGCUACGAGGGAGCGAAGUACGGGCUGGUGUGGAUCUGUGACAGCGGCAUCAGAG